AUGACUUCUGUGAAAGAUCACAGUCGAUUGCCGGUGUUCGGGUCUCGCCACGAAUCAGUGUUGCACCAAAUUAUAUCACUUCGAAACACAGCAUCAACAUGUCGAAUACCAUCGAAAUUUCAAUCACUAUUCAGUAAGUCAAAGACUUUUUUGGCUUCGAAUAAAGAAAUAUGUUUCAGUGACUUUGCCACAACUGAAACUGCCAAAGAAAUCAUCUGUGAACUAUACGAGAAUGAAACAGAAUGUGAAGAUAAAUGGACGAAAGUUGGAACGAGUUCUCCUGUUCGAUUCUCUCGAAACAUCGUUUUCCCGGAUAAAUUCUCAUAUCAAUAUGUUUUUGAGAAAACUCAGCUCAUUAAGGCAGUAUUUUCUCGAUGCUCGGAACGGGAUAGACCAUCAAGCUCUAGUAGUGAUAUUCUUGCAACUUCCAUCUUUAAAGUGGACGAACUUAUUGGAUCUUUUGGAUUACAACUCCGUCGUCAACUUCAAAGAACCGGAAGCAUUGCAAAUGCAUUGUCAGGAACCCAACGGAUAACUGAAGAAUAUCUCGGAGGUAUCAUUGUCUCUGCUGAAAUGCCAGAAAAAGAACAGCCGAUUGUUGUCCAGUUCCAUGGAAAAUCAUUAGAUCGAAAAGAUUUCUUAUGGGAUGAAACUGCCGUUUUCUUUCGAGUUUUCCGUCUAGAAGAAGGGAAAGAUGAUGACUCAUUAAUAUUUCUAUAUGAGAGCGAAGCCAUCAAAAAUCAUUCUCAUCCUCAAUGGGCAGAGUUUCGUUUGGAUACCCAAGACGCUGCGGAUAACAGAAACCGACUUUUGGAGAUCUGGGUGAUGUACAAAGAUGUGGAUGGUAAAGAAGGCUAUAUUGGAAAGUUUUUGACGACUUAUGCAAAAAUGAAGUAUGGACCGGGGUCUGAUAAUAUCUAUAGUGUUAUCAAUGAUGUGAAGAAGGCACAGAAAAAGAGCUACGAAAACAGCGGAAAAAUGGAACUCGUCAAAUUCACCGACGUCUCUUUUUAUUCGUUCUUGGAUUAUAUUGUUAGUGGAACUCAACUUCAUUUUGAAAUUGGAGUAGAUUUUUCAAGUCCAGAACCAGUUCAUGAGUUAGACCAGAGAAGAUUUGAUGGAGAGCUACAUAUGGCAAUCAGAGCUAUUGGAUCGAUUAUCAGGGAUUAUACACCGAAUCGUCUCUUUGCCGCUUUCGGAAUCGGCGCCAAAAUCCCUCCGACUUUCCAUGAAUCCAACGAAUUCUUCCUGAAUUUUUCAAUGGAUCCAAUCUGCCGUGGUUUGGAUGGCGUCAUGGAAGCAUACAGAAAGGCACAAACUAUGGUCACUCCACUCAAAGAAUCCAAACUUUCUCCAGUGAUCAAUUAUGUCACUAGAAUGUCCCAUCGAUCUGGGUUCCGAGGACUCCAUUAUCACGUUCUUGCUCUAUUCACAAGAGGAGAAGUUACUGACUUGAAGGAAAUUCAACAAGCCUUGAAUUCUGCUUCCGAUGCUCCCUUAUCUAUUCUGAUCAUCGGAAUGGGCGACUAUGAUUUCUCUCCCUUGCAAAAACUCUGCUCCAAAAGAAAAGAUGGUCGUCGAGAUGUCGUUCAGUUCAUUCAUCUAAAAUCUUUGCUGAAUGGAGCAGAAGCUCCCUGGCUGAACAAAUCAAGAAUUGCAGAGAAUGCUCUACGGCAAGUUCCUCAACACAUGAUUCAAUACAUGCACAAUGCCAAUAUUGCCGCAAAGCCACCAAUUCAGGUGUGUCGAUCUCCACUAUUUCACAGUUCCUCUCUAAUUCCGGAUAAACCGACAGAAUUUGAUUUCGAAUUGACAAAAGAUAUUCGUCAUGUUGGAAUUGAAAUUCCAAGUCUGAUGCCUAACUUGAUCCUUCCACCGGAUCUUUCACCUCGUCCACGUCAAGAUAGAAGAGGAAGUGAUUCUCAAUACCUUGACGUCGAAACGAUGCGUGGCAGCUUGACAGUCCGAGUUCCUGAAAGAUGUCAUUCCGUUCUUCAAACAAGCAGAGAACAAUAUCAACGAAGAUUAAAGGAGCGAGGAUUGGCUAGGAUGAAAUUCCCACGCGUCGAGUUGAGCACUUUGGAGUCAAGUGGUGGAUCUACCCAAGACUCUUCCCUAUAA
Molecule: messenger RNA, 2121 nt
Organism: Caenorhabditis briggsae
Lineage: Eukaryota; Metazoa; Nematoda; Chromadorea; Rhabditida; Rhabditidae
Gene: Cbr-cpna-5
Product: Protein CBR-CPNA-5
Exons: 10
Coding region: 1-2121 (706 amino acids)
Biological process (GO): cellular response to calcium ion
Cellular component (GO): plasma membrane
Molecular function (GO): calcium-dependent phospholipid binding
Source: RefSeq, a predicted model, not a curated record